This is a messenger RNA of Gongylonema pulchrum, 585 nucleotides long. Lineage: Eukaryota; Metazoa; Nematoda; Chromadorea; Rhabditida; Gongylonematidae. The record is from the annotation of a GenBank genome assembly.
AUGUUUUGGGUCGUUAUCAGUGUUACUUUUAUUGUUUCAGUGGUGCUUUUGUCGUUAACGUUUGUCCUGGUACCAAUUUUCGAACUUGUCGAUGUGUAUUUGCAUAUCUUUUCAUUAUUACUAUUUGCAAUGGCGCAAUAUCUGUCGGCGCGAUACGUUCAGCUGGAGCAGAACGGCGAUCCGGAUCUGAAAUUGGACGAUUUUACUAAAUUAGAACGGCAUGGGUUUCAUAUCCUUGCGCAGUUGGUGCUUUGUGUGGCGCUGAGCUGCCUUCUGGGACUGAAAAGUGAUUUGGCUCGAGUUUCGCUCGCGAUAUUUCUCAUCCCAGUGGUUGCUCGCAUGUGCGCAAUGCCUGUGAAUCGUCUCAUAAUAGCGCAUAAUGUGGCAUGCUCAAUAGCAAUGCUGCUCAUCUGCAUAUAUGUGCUGAACCGUGUGCCAACCCUGCUCGCCUGUAUACAGCAUCUGUUCUGGCAUCUCAAAAAUAUUUUAAUCUUCCGAGGCAUUAGAGGGGGUAAGUUUCUUUUUCCUUUUUUGUUAAAUAAAAACUUGCUGCAUGCAAAAAUGUUAUGUUCAUGCAUUAGUUGA